AUGGAGCCGGAAAGAGGUGGAUCCGGGAGAGGCACAGAUGGUCAGCAGCAAGUCCUUGAGAUGUCCGCCGUUGAUCUUCAUGGUGAUGAGGACAGAUCAAUGGAAGAUGGACAGCGAGGGGAUGAGCCUGCACCUGUCAGCGCCGUACGGGAGAGAGACUCCAAGCUCGAGCUUUUCGAGAGUGACCCUCUGGUCGAUGCUGUCGGCGUGAGAAGGAUGGCUGGUGAGCAUCCCAUGAGUCCUCGUGACGGCGAUGAGAUGCACGUUCACCGAGGCUCCGACAGGAGCAUGAAAGUAGCGAAGCUGGGUACACUGACCGGCGUGUACAUCCCGUGCGUUCAAAACAUCCUCGGAAUUAUCUUUUACAUUCGUCUUUCCUGGAUUGUGGGUAUUGCGGGAAUCGGGCAGAGCCUGCUGCUGGUUGCGCUGACGUGCCUCAGCACAGUCCUUACGGGCUUCUCCCUCUCUGCCAUUGCCACCAACGGCGCCAUGAAGGGAGGCGGUCCUUACUACCUGAUAGGGCGAGCGCUAGGGCCUGAGGUGGGAGUGAGCAUAGGGCUCUGCUUCUUCCUCGGCAAUGCAGUCGCUGGCUCCCUAUACAUUCUUGGUGCGGUCGAAACGCUGCUGGAUUGGCUUCCCCAGAUGUCUCUCUUUCCACCGGAGCAGGUGACGUUUGGCUUGAACUCAACGACCAACUCUACAGUGCAGCUGGCGUCGACGGCGGACAUGCAGGUGUACGGAGUGAUCGUCACCGUCGUGCUCUGCAUCGUCGUGCUGGGGGGCGUGCGUGUGGUCGUGCGCGUGGGGCCGCUCUUCCUCAUCCCCUCCAUCCUCGCCAUCCUCUGCAUCUUCAUUGGAAUCAUCGUUGCUCCCCGCAGCGGCAGCCCAGAGGGGCUGACUGGGCUGAGCACCAGCACACUGUCGAGCAACUGGGCGUCAGACUAUCAGAAGACCAACGCCAACGGCAUUCCUGAUGAAAACGGCAACUUCAAUUGGGACUUCACUCAGCUGCUGGGGCUCUUUUACCCUGCGGUCACAGGCAUAAUGGCGGGCAGCAACCGGUCGGCGUCGCUCAAGGACACGCAGAAGUCCAUUCCCAUUGGGACUCUCUGGGCUAUCGGCACCACCACGCUGCUCUAUGUGUUCGCUGUCUUCAUGUUCGGCUCUGUGGCGCUCAGAGACCUGCUGCUCACAGACAGGCUCCUGACGGCCACACUAGCCUGGCCGUCCCCAGCAGUGGUGUACAUCGGCAUCAUCCUCUCCACACUCGGCGCUGCCAUGCAGAACCUCAUGAGCGCACCGCGCCUGCUCACAGCCAUUGCCAACGACGACAUCUUGCCCAUCCUGGACUGGUUCAAGACAGAGGACGGCCAGGAGCCCUACCUCGCCACGCUCUGCACGCUCCUGAUCUGUGCUGGAUUCGUGUGCAUCGGAGACGUGGAUUAUGUGACGCCGGUUAUCACCAUGUUCUUCCUGCUGUGCUACCUCGGGGUGAACCUCUCCUGCUUCCUGCUGGAUCUGCUGGAUGCGCCCUCGUGGCGUCCCAGGUGGAAGUGGCACCACACGCUCACUGCCCUCGCAGGAGCCAUCCUCUGCGUUGCGAUCAUGUUCAUGAUAUCGUGGUUCUUCACGCUGCUGUGUCUGCUGCUAGCAGUGCUCAUAUACUACUACGUCAGCCUCAAGGGCAAGGCCGGUGACUGGGGUGACGGCUUCAAGUCCGCCUACCUGCAGCUCGCCCUGCGCUCCCUCAAGUUCCUUGGAGCGAGUCAGGUACACCCCAAGAACUGGUACCCCAUCCCGCUCAUCUUCUGCAAGCCGUGGGGCAUUCUCCCGCCUGACAUGCCAUGCCAUCCCAAGCUGGCGGACUUUGCCAACUGCAUGAAGAAGAAGGGGCGCGGAAUGACCAUCUUCGCCACCAUUCUCGAGGGCCGCUUCAGGGACCGGGCGGAGGAUGCAAGGUCAGCGAGCCACCUGCUGCUGAGCUACAUUGACUACAAGCGCUGCGAGGGAGUGGCAGAGGCCAUCGUGGCUGACUCGCUCAACGAGGGCUUCCGCAUUGCUGUGCAAACCAUGGGACUGGCCAACCUCAAGCCCAACAUUGUGUGCAUGCGUUACCCUGAGAUCUGGCGUGAGGACAUCCAGAGGGACAUCCCCGGCACGUUUGUGAACAUCAUCAACGACUGCAACACGGCGAACAAGGCGUGUGUGAUUGUGAAGGGGCUGGACGAGUGGCCGGGCGAGUAUCAGAAACAGUACGGCACCAUCGACCUCUACUGGAUCGUGAGGGAUGGAGGCAUCAUGCUGCUGCUCUCCCAGCUGCUGCGGGCGAAAGAGAGUUUUGAAAACUGCAAAAUCCAGGUGUUCUGCAUUGCAGAGGAGGACACGGGAGCGGAGAACCUGAAGCUGGACGUGAGCAAGUUCCUGUACGACCUGCGCAUGCAGGCAGACGUCAUCGUCGUCACCAUGAAGGCCUGGGAGGACGUGGUGUCCGAUGCUGAGGGCGCUGAGGCAGAGCUCGCCCGGCAAGGCGCCAUGGAGGCCUUCACUCGGGUGUGGGAGGACAUGGUGUCAGAUUCUGAGGGCGCUGCAGCUGAGCUCGCCCGGCAAGGCGCCAUGGAAGCAUUCACUCGGGUGAGUGGUGCAGGUUUGGCCAUGAGAAUGGCCACACGCACAUGGCAGGCCACGCUAGCACUAUUGAGCACUUACCGCAACUCACGAGACCAACGAGGCACCCGAGGGACCAUGGAUCUGGACGCCGUGGACUACGGAGAGGACUGGCGAGAUGAAGACGUACUUAAGGACCGGAUUGCAUGGUCCGCAGACGAUGCAGAAGCACGGGUUCCGCAUUCGCCGCUUGGUGUCCAUGGCGAUGAGCCAACGGCUACGUCGAAUCAGCGAACCGCACUUGCUGCUCCUCCGUCCGCCAUGGAUUGUCGCAACUAUGACGCCUCAACUUACGCCGAGCGCGUUUUGCGCGAGCGGAAGCUAGCCGGGAGCGUGAUCUACGCUGCCCUGCUCGUUCCGGGCGAGCACGUUAGCAUGCCGGCUGGAGAGCUGGGGAACGAAACGUGGCCGUCCACGUCAGCAGCGCCGCGGCUCGUCGCUUGCGCGUCGAGCAGCGGUGGCGUAUCGGUUCACUCCCUGGCUUCGUUAGUCGCCUCGCUGGUACUUCAUCUUCGGGAUUGGCAGAGGGAGACCGCGUCCUUUUCAAAAGUUGGAGGGAGAAGCCGUGUGGAGAGAAGGAAGUUGGAGGGAGAAGCCGUGUGGAGAGAAGGAAGUUGGAGGGAGAAGCCGUGUGGAGAGAAGGAACGCGCGCGUGCUCCAGGAGAGGGCGGCGGCGGGCCUUGGGGGGAAGCGGGGGAGGGGGCACGGCGGUUGGGGGAGGCGCAGCCCGCAGCUGCGGUACAGGCGCACAAGGGGGCGGCGUUUGGGCUGAAGACGUGCGCCAUGGGGGGGCACCCGCUGCUGUUCAGUUGUGGGGACGAUGGUCGCGUUGCAGGGUGGCGGUGGCGCGACCUUCUCGCGUCCACUCCUGCUCAAGCCCCUCAGGUGGCCCCGUGCGUUGACCUGGUCAACCCCCCCACCACGUGGGCUGCUGCAAGGGGCGUGGCAGUGGUGCCAGAGACGAACGCUAUUGAUGUUGACGAGCAGAGAAACACAGUUUACAGUGCGGCAGGCAACGGGUGUGCAUACGCAUGGGAUGUGGAGACUCAGAAGCAGGUCGCUGAGUUCAGGGGCCACUCAGACUACCUGCAUUGUGUGGUGGCACGGCCGCAGCACAACCAGAUAGUGACAGGGUCAGAGGAUGGCACGUGCCGAGUAUGGGAUUGCCGCACAGCCACCGCAGUGCUGUGUCUCAACCCCUUUACUGCGCGCCAAGAACCCCUCUCUCUUUCAUCCUCCUAUUCUUCCGCCUCGCCGUGGGUCAGCAGUGUGGCUGUUGAUUCUUCGGCGCCAUGGUUGCUGUGUGGAACGGGCGGCGGCACGGCGUCUCUCUUUUCCCUGCAGGCGCCUGCCUCUGCACUGCUGCACGUGUCUCUGGGUGCACCGGUGCAUGCCGUGGACAUGGGGAGAGAUGCAGAUGAGAUUCUUGUGGCGGGAGCCAGCGCUGUGUUGACUCGGUUGACUUUUGCCGGCCAGCUCAAGUCACAAACUGCCACGGCCACGCCAUCAAUCUACUCCCUCCACUCACAUGUGCCGUCCCAGCUUGUGGCAGUGGCGGGGAGAGGGGGGACGGUCGAUAUAAUCACCAGCAUUAACAGUCACCUGGCCACGUUUCAGUGUUUCUGA
Closterium sp. Yama58-4 is the source of this 4290-nucleotide messenger RNA. The record is from the annotation of a GenBank genome assembly. NCBI's taxonomy places the organism in Eukaryota, Viridiplantae, Streptophyta, Zygnematophyceae, Desmidiales, Closteriaceae.